AUGCACUUACUUUUACUCGCAGCGGCCUUUUUUUUUGCGCACGACUUGACCGCAGCCGUGCGCUCUGACAGGUGCGCCUCCCGCUGCGACGUGAUCUUGUGUCCAAGCCCCAGCUGUCUCUCCGGGUACGUCCCAGACCGGUGUAACUGCUGCCUGAUGUGUUCACCAAGUGAGGGAGACCCCUGUGGCCGCAAAAAUGACUUGCCCUGCGGGGAAGGCUUGGAGUGCAAGCUGCUCACCGCGGGGAGGCGGCGAGACUCCAGGGGGUUCUGCCGGUGCAAGAUGGAGCAUGAAGUAUGUGGAAGCGACGGGAUAACGUAUGGUAAUGUGUGUAAAAUGAGAGCAGUCAACCGUAAAGCUCUGCAGAAGGGGAGACCCGCAGUUAGCCAAGCGCACAAAGGACCCUGUUCACCUUCAGGUCGUACCCUGGUCCAUCCCAGCAGCCCUCGCUACAAGUUCAACUUCAUCGCUGACGCAGUGGAGAAAAUAGCCCCUGCUGUCGUCCACAUUGAGCUGUUCGUAAGACAUCCUCUGUAUGGUCGUCGCGUGCGUCUCUCCAGCGGCUCUGGUUUCAUCGUGACCCACUCAGGUGUGAUUGUGACAAACGCUCACGUGGUGACCACAGCUGCCGCGGUGACAGGGAGGCCCCAGCUGCGUGUUCAGCUCCACGACGGCAACGCGUACGAGGCCAUGCUCAGAAAUAUAGACAAGAAGGCAGACAUCGCCACUAUCAAAGUCAAUCCUCAGAAGAAGCUUCCUGUGCUGACUCUGGCCCAGUCAGCUGAUCUGAGGCCAGGGGAGUUUGUGGUGGCGAUUGGCAGCCCCUUCGCUCUGCAGAACACUGUCACCACCGGCAUCGUCAGCACCGCCCAGAGAGACGGCAAGGAGCUCGGCAUCAUGGACUCAGACAUGGACUACAUCCAGACUGAUGCUAUUAUUAACUACGGCAAUUCUGGAGGACCUCUUGUUAAUCUGGAUGGUGAAGUGAUAGGCAUCAACACCUUGAAAGUGACAGCAGGGAUCUCCUUCGCUAUACCCUCAGACAGAAUCAGCCGCUUUCUCACAGAGUCGCACAUCAAACACAGCAAAGGUCAGAGGAGGUCAGAGCUUGACGGGGAUGAAGGAAUGAAGAAACGCUACAUGGGUAUCCGAAUGCUCACGAUCACCGAAGAUCUUGUAACGCAGCUGAAACAUCAGAAUCCAGACUUUCCUGACGUCAGCAGUGGGAUUUUUGUGCAACAGGUCAUACCCAACACUCCGGCAGAAAAGGGAGGUCUUUUGCCAAGUGAUGUUAUUGUGAAGCUGAAUGGACAACAAGUCCUGACCACCAAAGACAUCCACGAGGUGCUGCGAGGUGAUGAGCCUCUCUUGCUUGAGGUUCGCCGAGGUAAUGAUGACUUACUGUUCAACGUUCAUCCUGAUCUUGUGGAGCAUUGAAGAAUGGGAUAAGCAUUCAUGAACAACUGUUGGGC
Messenger RNA from Scomber scombrus (Atlantic mackerel), 1472 nucleotides. RefSeq names its product HtrA serine peptidase 3a (gene htra3a). Gene Ontology annotation, biological process: proteolysis. Gene Ontology annotation, cellular component: extracellular region. NCBI's taxonomy places the organism in Eukaryota, Metazoa, Chordata, Actinopteri, Scombriformes, Scombridae. The transcript has 9 exons. The record is from RefSeq and is a predicted model, not a curated record. Gene Ontology annotation, molecular function: protein binding; serine-type endopeptidase activity. Bases 1 to 1437 code for a protein of 478 amino acids.